Podospora pseudocomata is the source of this 1201-nucleotide messenger RNA. RefSeq names its product glyoxylate reductase (gene GOR1). Bases 1 to 1029 code for a protein of 342 amino acids. NCBI's taxonomy places the organism in Eukaryota, Fungi, Ascomycota, Sordariomycetes, Sordariales, Podosporaceae. Gene Ontology annotation, molecular function: NAD binding; oxidoreductase activity, acting on the CH-OH group of donors, NAD or NADP as acceptor. The transcript has 2 exons. The record is from RefSeq and is a predicted model, not a curated record.
AUGGCCUCUUCUAAAAGUGCAGGCCGACCAAAGGUGCUCUUGCUAGGCGUAAUUGAGCAUGCCCAGUCAUCGUGGGAAGCCGUAGGCGAGAUAGCUCAAAUCUUGACGCCAAAGUCGAACAACCGAGCCGACUUCAUCCAGGAAGCAUCCUCUGGAGCCUUUGACGGCUGCGUUGCCGCCUACCGCACCUUCGACAGCUUCGAAGUGACAGGCAAAAUAGAUGGCGAACUGCUCCAGGCACUCCCGGAUUCCCUCCGUUUCCUGUGCCACAACGGAGCCGGAUAUGAUCAGGUUGACGUCCACGCCUGUACCGCUCGCGGCAUCCGUGUGUCCAACACCCCGACGGCCGUGGACGACGCCACGGCCGACAUGGGGAUUUUCCUCCUUCUCGGAGCUCUGAGAAACGUGGCCGUCGGCAUGGCCUCUCUUCGAGCAGGGGAGUGGCGCGGGAAGACCCUCCCACCGCUGGGACACGAUCCCCAGGGCAAAGUCCUCGGCAUCUUGGGUAUGGGCGGUAUAGGCCGCAACAUGGCCAAGAAGGCGCUGGUGUUUGGUAUGCAGAUCCGAUACCACAACAGAACGAGGCUGGAUGCUCAUAUCGAGAAGGAGAUUGGGGCUGAAUAUGUUGAUUUCGACACUUUGCUGGCUGGCAGCGACGUCAUCAGUUUGAACUUGCCCCUGAACCCAAAAACCCGUCACAUCAUCUCGCGAAACGAGUUUGCCAAGAUGAAGGCAGGCGUCGUCAUAGUCAACACGGCCAGAGGGGCUGUCAUCGACGAAGCAGCGCUGGUGGAAGCUCUUGAUUCUGGACAUGUAAGCUCUGCCGGCUUGGACGUGUAUGAGAACGAGCCGGAUGUCCACCCUGGGUUGCUGGCCAACCCCCGCGUCCUUCUGGUCCCACACAUGGGAACCUUUACCGUCGAGACGGAGACUAAGAUGGAAGAAUGGGCGAUUAGCAAUGUGCGCAUGGCUGUUGAAUCUGGUCGUUUGCGGAGUAUCGUGCCGGAACAGAAGAGCAUGGAACGGUAGAAAUGAGGAUAGUUGAGAAUGAGUGUCUUCUUGCAUAUUGUCAUGGCCAACCGGAGCGCAUCGUUGAGUCGGUAGUAGUUGUGGAAGCAUGUUGCCAUCUUUUGUGCUGGAGUAGAUUUCUCUCACGAAAUUACGGAAGAAAACCUCAAGCUGGCGUGGUUGCCGUCUCGUC